Molecule: messenger RNA, 2424 nt
Organism: Leishmania braziliensis MHOM/BR/75/M2904
Lineage: Eukaryota; Euglenozoa; Kinetoplastea; Trypanosomatida; Trypanosomatidae
Product: putative ubiquitin hydrolase
Exons: 1
Coding region: 1-2424 (807 amino acids)
Biological process (GO): protein deubiquitination
Cellular component (GO): cytosol; nucleus
Molecular function (GO): cysteine-type deubiquitinase activity; cysteine-type endopeptidase activity
Source: RefSeq, a predicted model, not a curated record
AUGGACGUCGCCAAUAAUCGCUCGCUCGGGUUCGUGGGUAAGGAGAUCUUGUUCCGCAAGAUUGAGUUUGAGCGCUACCGGAAGCCGCAUGUUGUCGAGUACCCCCGCAGCGCCACCGUUCUCAACCCGCAGCACACACGUCAGCUCCGCGAGUCGAUGAGCACGCAGCGGCACGAUGGCAAGCUCGACAACGCCGACACAGACGACGGCGACGAGGGGGCGGCGCCCCGCGGAGGCUUGGACAGCGACGACGACGACGACGACCCGCGGCGCAUCGAUAAGGCAGCACAGCUGUGCUCCGACGCGCAGCUUCGCAGCAGCCUAUACCUACGCUGGCAGAACAUCACGCCUGUUGGGCUAGGGCUCAUGAACCUUGGCAACACGUGCUUUGCGAACAGCGUGCUGCAAGCACUUGCCCACAUUCCGGCACUGGCACAGUACUUCAUGAACACGUUCCGCUCAGCAGACAACCAGCUUGGCGCCCCCUUCGACUUCGGCUUCGCCAUUGCCGAGACGUUUCGCAAGAUGCAUCAUGCGCCACAGCAGGGCCGCACCGGUGGCAGCGGCGGAGGUGCGUACCGACCUGGGCAAAUCAUAGGUAACCUCCGCCUGCUAUCAAAGCACUUCGCCAUUGGGCGGCAGAGCGACGCGCAUGAGUUUGCCGUGCAGCUUCUCUUUUCGUGUCAGAAGUCGCUGCUGCACCGCCUUGUCGGCUCCAAGAAAGUGCAGCCACAGGUGGCACACACCACCGCACUCCACCGCAUCUGUGGUGGCUAUCUGCUCUCACAAGUAACGUGGUCGCGCCAGGAAGAGAUCCAGCAGCUGCUGCGCGUCGGCAGGCAGCAAGAGGCGAUGGACCUCAAGAUGGAGGCAAAGCAAGCAGAGAGGAAGCGGGCGAAACGUGUCUCGCAGCACGAGCUCGAUGCGCAAACCCUGUGCUCCAACACCUACGACCCCUUCACGAUUCUCUCGGUGGAAUUGGCGGGGCACACACUGGAGCACUGCCUGAGCAAGUUCUGCGCAGUCGAGGCGCUCGAUGGCCGCUCCUACCGGUCCCCACGUCAGGUUGGCGUGCGUGCACGCAAAAAGUUUAGCAUCCACGUUCCGCCGCCAGUGCUCGCCAUCCACGUGAAGCGCUUUGGCCCUACGGGCAAUAAGAUAAACAAACACGUGCAAUUCCCACUGGAGUUGGACAUUACUCGCUACUGCACCCUACCGCCGUCGUCCCCGCCGCCGUCGUCGUCGCCGUCGUCAGCGCUGCCGGAUCACCUGCAGUCGCAGGAUGGCAUGUCCUCCUCAGCAACGGCAAAGAGAGCUGAUUGUCAGUACGAGCUCAACGCCGUAUGCGUUCAUGAAGGACGCUCCAUUGACUACGGCCACUACUACACCUUGGCCAAGGCCUCGAAUGGCAUGUGGUACGAGUUCAACGAUAGCCACGUCAGUCGUCUUUCGGAGGACCAGCUCCAGCGGGCACAGGUGUACAUGCUCUUCUACUCCCGCAAGCCCACCGCCUCCGCUGAGAAACAGCAGCAGCAUAGCACCAACGGCAGCGCACACGCCUUCGCGUCUUCCUCCGCAUCUGUCAAGCUCAGCGUGGGGACAGCGGUGAAAGAGGACCGUGCCAUUGGGCGAGAGCUGAGCGAGUCGGAGGUGCAGGUGCUGCUGAAGAAGCGCUGCGCUGGGCAACGACAGACGAGCGACUUAAACGGCAGCUCCUCCUCCUCCUCGGUGUCUGCAGCGCCGCCGCAACGCCUGUCCGACGCUUCUGGCGAUGGCGAUGAAGAAGGCCACACGGCCGAGGGCUCGUCUUUGCCGUUGAGCACGACUGUCCGCGUGCAGACAUCCAAGCGCGUUCGAGAGGAGCUUUCAACGGACUCGGAUAGCGACGGCGUCGACGAAAAGAAGGGCAGCGCAUACGCACGCCGGCUGUGGACACAGCACAACGGGUGCGCAGCGCAGGACAGCCACAGCGAGGCAAACGUGGUACCAUGGUCCUCACAACGAGGUGACAAGGACGAUGCAGCGUCUCCCCGUCCGCCGCUGCUGAAGUCAGCUACAGCGUCCCUCUAUGGUGGCCUCGUUAAGUCGCUGAGGCGCGCACCGAGAGACGGCGGUGCAUUUUCCGACACAACAACACUACCGCAGCAGCGGCAGCGCCUCAACUUUCGGGUUGGCCGGCACGCCGUACAAGCCCUGCAUCAGCGCAAGGCGCUCAACACCCCUGAGACGGUGCGGCGACCGGCAUCGGCACCCGCGUUCCAGCAGCGCAUCCGUGAUCCCCUUUGGGAAAUGGAGAUGGACCGCGGUAAGGUGAAGAAGGUGAAGUCGAAGGUGAAGGCACCGGAUCCGUUUGAAGGCGUCAACCCCUUUCAGGAGGCGUCGCACGGCAUGUUCGACAUUCGUGGGCGGCGGCGGCGCGAGUAG